GUCAUCUCUUACAUUAUUAUACAGACAUUAAGAGACAUUCACGAGCACGUAACGAUAACAAGGGCAAAGCUUAAAUCCGCAGUCUGUAUAAAUCGCACACCCCGAGCUCUUGUAGCUCAUUCUAGUACCACUCAGUUUAACCGUUAACUAACUCUAUUCAAUUCUGUAUUUCGUGUUUCGUGUUACCCUUGAUAACAAAGCUUUCACUUAGAAAUCUCAUAUCAAUGGCUAAAGACAACCUAACAGCUGUACUCUAUGGAAUCGACGAUUUGCGAUUAGAGCAAACACCAAUCGCUGAGCCUAAGGACAAUGAGGUCCUUUUACAGAUGUUUUGUGUGGGAAUAUGUGGUUCUGACGUUCAUUACUUAGUUCACGGAAGAAUAGGGGACUUUAUAGUAAAAGAACCAAUGAUAAUUGGACAUGAAAGUGCAGGAACAGUAGUAAAACUUGGGAAAAACGUGAAAAAUUUAAAAAUAGGUGAUCGUGUAGCUGUGGAACCUGGUGUUCCUUGUAGAACAUGUACAUAUUGUAAAGAAGGACAUUACAAUUUAUGUGAGGAAAUCAUAUUCUGUGCUACUCCUCCUGACCACGGAAGUCUACGACGUUAUUAUACUCAUGCAGCUGACUUUUGCUACAAAUUACCAGACCAUAUAACUUUGGAAGAAGGUGCAUUAAUGGAACCUUUAUCUGUGGGAGUACAUGCUUGUAAACGAGCAAAUAUUGGAAUUGGAUCAAAAGUUUUAAUUACAGGAGCAGGACCAAUUGGAUUGGUGACUCUAUUAGCUGCUAAAGCUAUGGGAGCUAGUUAUAUUGUAGUAACUGACUUGGUAGAGAAGCGACUGAAAGUUGCUAAAGAAUUAGGUGCGAAUAAGGUUUUACAAAUUCAAAAAGAUAUGAAAGAAGAAGAUUCAAUUAAAUUAAUUCAUCAAAUGUUUGGUGGAGCACCAGAUAAAACAAUUGAAGCUUCUGGUGCGGAGGCAUCAAUGCGUAUUGCUAUUCUAGCUACUAAGUCUGGUGGUACAGCUGUUUUAGUAGGAAUGGGUGCUCCAGAGGUUAAAAUUCCACUUAUGAAUGCUCUUAUUCGAGAGAUUGAUAUUCGUGGAGUUUUUCGAUAUUGCAAUGAUUACGCUGAUUCUUUAAACCUUAUAGCUAGUGGCAAAGUUGAUGUAAAACCACUAAUCACACAUAAAUUUAAAAUUGAAGAAGCGCAUGCAGCUUUUGAAGCUGCAAAAUCACCUGCAAGUAAUGCUAUCAAAGUUAUGAUCUACUGUUAAUGAUCACAAGACUUCUAUAUUUUUUAAAAAAGAAAUUGCGUUUUGCAAUUAAAAGCAAUUAUAUAUAUUGCUAAAAAUUUGUAUAUAAAUAGAGAAAUUUCAAUGUUCAUCAUUAAUCUUA
This is a messenger RNA of Chelonus insularis, 1395 nucleotides long. RefSeq names its product sorbitol dehydrogenase-like. Gene Ontology annotation, biological process: D-sorbitol catabolic process. The record is from RefSeq and is a predicted model, not a curated record. The transcript has 7 exons. Gene Ontology annotation, molecular function: L-iditol 2-dehydrogenase (NAD+) activity; zinc ion binding. NCBI's taxonomy places the organism in Eukaryota, Metazoa, Arthropoda, Insecta, Hymenoptera, Braconidae. Bases 225 to 1274 code for a protein of 349 amino acids.